AUGGCUUCAUCUCGAAAUAUCUACAAACGAGAAAUUGACUUCAGGGCUCUGGCACUCGAGUCCCCAGAAUUCGCAAAACGUCUGAAAACGAAUGAUCAGCUAGAUUUUACUGACCCAGAGUCAGUGAGACAACUCACGAAAAGUUUACUGGCACGCGAUUUUGAGCUUGCUGUGGACCUUCCCGAUGAUAGACUCUGCCCUCCAGUGCCGAAUAGACUAAAUUAUAUCCUCUGGCUUCAAGAUCUCCUUGACACUAGUUCUAGGACAGGCGACGACCAGUAUGACCCAAAUAGACAAGUUCUCGGUCUGGAUAUGGUGCUCCUGCAAUCAGACAUCGACGACAGAAAUAUCUCGUCAUCGCGCCAAACCGUUUCGAAGAAUAAGCUUGAAAAUCGAGUCAAAAUUAUAGAAACAAAACCCGAUGAUCCUCUCAUUCCGUUCGAAAAACUCAAUGUUGACAGAUUGGACUUUGUUAUGUGCAACCCGCCCUUCUACGAAUCCGAAGAAGAACUCACCUCCUCAGCAGCUGCGAAAUCAAGACCUCCAUUCACAGCAUGCACGGGUUCGGCAGUCGAGAUGAUAACUCCAGGCGGCGAAGUUGCAUUUGUUUCGGCUAUAGUGAUGCAGUCCGUAGAUCUCAAGACACGAGUUCUCUGGUUUACAAGUAUGCUUGGCAAACUGUCCAGCGUAUCGGUAAUUGUGCAGAAACUCCUCGACAUUGGCAUCAAGAACUGGGCCGUUACAGAAUUCGUGCAGGGCAAGGGAACUCGUCGUUGGGCUGUGGGCUGGAGCUUCUCAGACUGGCGACCACGGAGUGAUGCGAGCAGAGGAAUCACCACACUCUCCAAGAAUCUUCUUCCAUUCCCGUCACACUACAGUUUUGAUGUUUCGAUUAAACCAAACGAUUUAUUAAAACAAGCCAUCGCCAAUAUUAACACGGACUUCUCAUCACUCAGACACUUCUGCUAUUCCUGGAUCUCUAAACAGUCCUGCAUCGGCUACGCCAAGGAAGAUGUGUGGUCGAGAAAGGCACGACGUAAAUUUGCAAGGGAGCAGGGAGGGAAGGAGCAGGGCCAGCAAAGCGACAAAAUGCAGUGCAGCAAUGAUGGUAAGAGUAAGCAAAUGGAGGAGAUGAUAGAGAACGCUGCAUUGGGAUUUCGCAUUGACUUGUCACUUCAAGCUGAUGGUAGCGUCCAUGUGGUUAUCCGCUGGCUCAAAGGACUAGAUCAGGUGCUUUUCGAGAGCUUUUGCGGUAUGGUCAAGAGGAAGAUCAUGGAGGAGAUACGAGCAUGA
Talaromyces atroroseus is the source of this 1293-nucleotide messenger RNA. RefSeq lists its product as hypothetical. The coding region runs from base 1 to 1293 and encodes 430 amino acids. Gene Ontology annotation, biological process: rRNA base methylation. Gene Ontology annotation, cellular component: nucleus. Lineage: Eukaryota; Fungi; Ascomycota; Eurotiomycetes; Eurotiales; Trichocomaceae. The transcript has 10 exons. Gene Ontology annotation, molecular function: 23S rRNA (adenine(1618)-N(6))-methyltransferase activity. The record is from RefSeq and is a predicted model, not a curated record.